UCCUGAGCUCUAGCACCAUGGCCGUCUCCUCCCACCGCAUCCACACCAUCCACGGCGCGUUCGGCGCACCCUCCUGCUUCGCACCCUCCAUGCCCCUCUCAAUCAACUCAGCCCAGGCGUCCUCCUUCCACCGCCUCCCCAACGUCUGCGCCCCGCGCGCCCGCCCCUUCCGCGCAGUCCCGGGCGCAAGCAGCCCCGCCUCCGUCAGCCGUACCGCCCCCGCCUCGUCCGCCCCGAGCAUGGGCUCGUCAGCCGCAGGCAGCCGCCCUAGGAGGACGUCCUUGUCCUUCUCGGCGCCCCCAACGCCCACCCGCCGCGCACCCCCUCCCCCACCGGCCCCAGCAGAACGCACCGCCUCCGCGCUCCGCACGACCACGGCCCCGCUCGUCGUCGAGAUCCCGACCAUCGAGGACCCGUUCGCCGACGCCCCCGAGGAGCCGCUCGACCGCUCCGCGCGCACGCAGGUGCACACGUACACCGUCCCCGCGCCGCCCGCACCGAAACCGAGAGCUAGCAUGGAGGCGACGUCAGGCAUCAGCGCCCCGCCGGGGCUUGCGCGCACCGCUGCGCCGAGCAUUCCCAGCGCACGGGACAUCCGCGGACGCCUGGUGGCGAGUGCGCUGCUGAACCGCGGCUCGGGGCGGCCCCUUGGGGUGUACCUCCGCAGACGACUGUCUGGGCAGGAGCACGUCUACAUCAAGAGCGGCCUCUCGCAGCUCGUCGCGGUCGCUGCAUGA
Molecule: messenger RNA, 737 nt
Organism: Trametes versicolor FP-101664 SS1
Lineage: Eukaryota; Fungi; Basidiomycota; Agaricomycetes; Polyporales; Polyporaceae
Exons: 1
Coding region: 18-737 (239 amino acids)
Source: RefSeq, a predicted model, not a curated record